AUGCCCCUGCCUCCCCUGCUCCCGCGCCUUUCCCCCACGCCGCCUCCACUUCGCGCCGGGGACAGGGGUAACGCCGCCCUGCUCUCUCCGGGAAGAAGAAGAAGGCCGGCGCUUCUCGCCGUCGUCCGGGCCAAGAGAAAGGACGAGGCAAGCUUCACCGACCGCAUCCUCGACUACAUCGAGGGGGGGCCAAAGUUAAGGAGAUGGUAUGGAGCACCCGAUUUGCUUCCAAAGGAUGGGGGUGCCGAGGAUGAGGAGGAUGAGUCUCAAGUAGAUAUUGAGGAGCCUCGGGAUGCUAUGCUAGUCACUAAUGGCGACAGUGAGGUUGGACAGAUGGUGAUAUUAGCACUAAUUCUGAAAAGGGCUAGAACAAAAGCACUUGUUAAGGAUAAACGAACCACUGAAGAAGCUUUUGGAACUUAUGUGGAGUGCAUGGUUGGCGAUAUGGAAGAUAAGUCCUUCACAAAGAAAGCACUAAGCGGCGUUCGUGCUGUAAUUUGUCCAGCUGAUGAUGGUUUCUUCUCUGAACUGACCGACCUCAAGGGUGUUCAACACAUUGUUCUGCUAUCACAGUUGGCUGUCUACAGAAAUAGUGGUGGUUUGCAAGCUAUUAUGAACAGCAAGCUGAAGAAGCUAGCAGAGAGGGAUGAAGAAGUAGUUCUUGCAUCUGGCAUCCCAUGUACAAUAAUAAGAACUGGUUCUCUGCAAAGCACCCCUGGUGGCGAGAGAGGUUUCGAUUUUACUGAGGGCAUAGCAACCAAGGGAAGAAUAAGCAAAGAGGAUGCUGCUACCAUAUGUGUGGAAGCUCUGGAUAGUAUUCCCCGAAAGACACUCAUUUUUGAGGUUGCAAAUGGUGAUGAGAAGGUGAGAGACUGGAAAGCAUGGUUUGCAGAGCAGAUCAAAAGAGAAGAAGAGAUACAGUAA
Miscanthus lutarioriparius is the source of this 924-nucleotide messenger RNA. The record is from the annotation of a GenBank genome assembly. NCBI's taxonomy places the organism in Eukaryota, Viridiplantae, Streptophyta, Magnoliopsida, Poales, Poaceae.